Xyrauchen texanus (razorback sucker) is the source of this 1159-nucleotide messenger RNA. RefSeq names its product serpin peptidase inhibitor, clade D (heparin cofactor), member 1 (gene serpind1). Gene Ontology annotation, biological process: negative regulation of endopeptidase activity. NCBI's taxonomy places the organism in Eukaryota, Metazoa, Chordata, Actinopteri, Cypriniformes, Catostomidae. The record is from RefSeq and is a predicted model, not a curated record. Gene Ontology annotation, molecular function: serine-type endopeptidase inhibitor activity.
AUGUGGAUUAUUCCAAUCAUAGUCGUAGCUGCUCUCCUGAACGUCCCAGCUCUGGCUGGGGUAAAAGACCUCAGCUCACACUUUGAAAGACUCGAGGAUAAAAAGUUGGUAGAUGCGCGUGGGCAUUCUCUAUGUGGAGAGAACACAAACAUGGAGUCCAUGCCAUUAGACUUCCAUCGGGAGAACAAGGUCACUAAUGACCUUCCUCUUGAAGGGCUUGACGAUGAGGACUACAUCGACUUCGAUAAGAUCUAGGCGGAGGGUGAGGACGACUACAGCAAAGGCGAUCAUAUAGAUGAGAUCUCCACUCCUGCCCCUGACCUUGACUUGUUCUCAGAACCCUCAGACCCCAAAAUACGAAGAGCACGCCUCUUAAAGCUAUUCCAUGGACGAACUCGUAUGGUCAACGCCCGCUUUGGGUUUCGUCUUUAUCGUAAACUCCGAAAUCGACUCAACCAGACCGACAACAUUCUACUUGCUCCUGUUGGAAUCUCCACCGCGAUGGGCAUGGUGGCUCUAGGCGUCUGCCCCUCUGCUCACGAACAGCUCUACGAAACUCUUGGCUUUGCCAAAUUUCUCAACUCCAGCACUCAUUACGAUAACUCAUCAGUGCACAAGCUGUUCCGCAAACUCACACACAGGCUCUUCAGACGAAACUUUGGCUACACCUUGCGCUCCGUAAAUGACCUGAACGUGAAACAAAACGUCCCCAUACAGGAUGGGUUCCGUGGGGAUGCAAAGACAUACUACUUCGCCGAUCCGCAGUCGGUGGACUUUGCUGACCCUGCGUUCCUCGUGAAGGUGAACCAACGCAUUCAGUAGAUAACAAAAGGUCUGAUCAAGGAACCACUUAAGAGUGUUGACCCCAACAUGGUAGUGAUGCUGCUGAACUACCUCUACUUCAAAGGUACUUGGGAGCAGAAGUUCCCAAAGGAACUGUCACACUUAAGGAAUUUCCGUGUCAACGAGAAGCAGCAGGUGCACGUUCCCAUGAUGCAGAACAAAGGAAGCUACCUGGCGGCUGUCGACCAUGAGCUAAACUGUGACAUUCUGCAGUUGCUUUACACUGGUAACAUCAGCAUGCUCAUCGCGGUUCCUCAGAAACUUCCAGGGAAAAGAUCCCUUGAGAAACUGUAAGGCUCAUUAAAUUGCAAGGUCA